This is a messenger RNA of Plasmodium gallinaceum, 1797 nucleotides long. Its product is annotated as conserved Plasmodium protein, unknown function. The record is from RefSeq and is a predicted model, not a curated record. The coding region runs from base 1 to 1797 and encodes 598 amino acids. NCBI's taxonomy places the organism in Eukaryota, Apicomplexa, Aconoidasida, Haemosporida, Plasmodiidae. The transcript has a single exon.
AUGGACGUUCUUCUUAACAACUCAAAAAAUGAUGCAAAAAAAAUUCAAAAUAAUAUGGAAAAAAAAUACAAUGAAAAAAGUAAAAAAUUUAGUGAUAACGAAAAAGAAAAAAAAAAUAUAUAUAAUGAAGAAUUAAACAUUAAUAAGGAACUUCUUCUUAAUGAAUUAUAUAACUUAAAAAAUAAUUUAUUUGAUUACUAUCCCUUUUCUAAUUAUAUUCAUUUUUACGAAGUAUACAAUAAUUUAAAAUAUAUAGUUAAAUAUGAAAGGAAGCAAAAAGGUAAUUUGUUUUUUAUAUAUACAAAUAGAAAAAGGAACUUAUUUUUCUUAGUAUAUUUAUUUUUCUUAUUCUUAAACAUAUUUUUAUUAUUUAGAUUACAAACAUUAAUUAAAAUUCCUAUUGGUUACAAUAAUUACUUUUUCUAUGAAAUAAAUUUCCACGUUUUUUUUACGUUUUAUGUUCUUACUUAUAGCAUUCUAAAUAUUUAUAUGUUAUUUUGUUCCUAUAAAAUUUUAAUACAUCAUAUUAAUGUUAUGUGUAUAAUUAUUAUACAAUCACUAUAUAAUACUUAUAUAAAAGAAAAAAACAAAGAAAUAUAUAGGAAUACUGAAAUAUUAAUUGAAGGAUGCAAGAAGCUAUUUUAUAAUUUAGAUAACAACUUUGACAAUAUUAUAUUGUUAUAUGCCGAUAAUGUAUUUAAUAAAUUUACUAAUAUAUUUAAAUAUAUAAAUAAAGAAAACUGUGAAUAUGAAGAUGUAUAUACAAACCAAAGUUAUGAAACAUAUAUAAAAGAAAAGGAUAUUCCUAAUAUGUUUAAGGGCAUUUAUUCAGAUGAAUCAAAUAAUAUUUAUAAAAAAAAUGAAAAAAUAAUGAAUAAGAAAUAUUCAACAGUAAUAAAUAUUAGAAAUGAGGAUUUUUAUAAAAAAUUAAAUUACACAACUAAUGAAAAAAUGAACAAAUAUUCUAAUGAUAAUAGAAAAAGUAUUUAUAAUAUUUAUGGAAAUUCUAUUUAUUCUAAUAUUUACGAUAUAAAUGUACAUAUGAAAUAUAAAUAUAAUUAUAUUCAUUCAUUAAUGCUACAGAAAUGUCAAACAAAAAUAAAUUAUAUAAAAUUUUUUUUUUAUUUUUCCCCAUAUUUAAUUAAUUUGUUUAUUAACUUAAUAUUAAAUUUUUAUGUAUUAAUUUCAGUAUAUUACUAUAAUAAUAUAAUUCCUUUAGCUUCAUCUUUUGAAUUAUCUAAGCUACAUUUAUUAAAUAUAUUUAAUUAUAAAGGAAUUUACUACAUAUUAUUCAUAUUUUUAAUUAAUUUUUUUUUCUUCAUGUAUACAUUAUUUUUAUGCAAAUUAAAUACUAUUUAUUUUUUUCUUAGACAAAUAUAUACAUUAUGUAAGUAUGAAUCAAUAUAUUACUGUGAUCAUAUUAUGAAUGAAAUAUAUGAAAACUUUAUUUUUUCCGAAAUUGUAAAAGAUAUAUUUGAUUCAAAAAAUAAAGGUAUUUUACACAUUGAAGACAACGAAAAAAUGACAUGUAGCCAAAAUUUACAAAAAAAAAUAGCUAGUACAGAAAAUAUCCAUGAGCAAAAAAGAUGUGAAGAUGAUAAUCAGAAUGUACAUUAUAGUAAUAAUUCUUCAAAAUUACAUAAUGAUAAAAAUAAGAAUAAUAAAAUAAAUGAACAUGAGAAUUUAUCUAAUGUAACUAAUUUUGAAAAUGUUUAUAAAAAUAAUUCUUUUAAAAAUGAGAGUACAAUAAUAAAACACAAGAUGAAUAAUUUUGAAAAAUACUUCUCUAUUAAUUAA